GCUUUACAGUGCCGGGAGAUGUCGGCGGCGGGCCGGGCGGAACCCCUGGGUCGGCCCGGCAGCUUUGCGAAGCGGGUCCUGGUGACCGGGGGCGCUGGUUUCAUUGCGUCACAUGUCAUCCUCUCCUUAGUAGAAGAUUAUCCAAAUUAUAUGAUCAUAAAUCUGGACAAGCUGGAUUACUGUGCAAGCUUGAAAAAUCUUGAAACCAUUUCUCACAAACUGAACUACAAAUUUAUACAGGGUGACAUAUGUGAUUCUCACUUUGUGAAACGGCUUUUUGACAAAGAGAAAAUAGACAUAGUACUGCAUUUUGCUGCACAAACACAUGUAGAUCUUUCGUUUGUGCGCGCUUUUGAGUUCACGUAUGUUAAUGUCUAUGGCACUCACGUGCUGGUCAGUGCUGCUCAUGAAGCCGGAGUGGAAAAAUUUAUUUAUGUCAGCACAGAUGAGGUGUAUGGUGGGAGCCUUGACAAGGAAUUCGAUGAGUCCUCUCCCAAGCAACCCACAAACCCGUAUGCAUCAUCCAAAGCGGCUGCCGAGUGCUUUCUGCAGUCCUACUGGGAACGCUACAAGUUUCCAGUUGUCAUCACAAGAAGCAGUAACGUUUAUGGACCACAUCAGUAUCCAGAGAAGGUUAUUCCAAAAUUCAUAUCUCUACUUCAGCACAACAGGAAAUGCUGCAUUCAUGGAUCAGGGCUUCAAAGAAGAAAUUUUCUUUAUGCUGCUGAUGUAGUAGAAGCAUUUCUCACUGUCCUCCAAAAGGGAAAACCGGGAGAAAUUUACAACAUUGGAACUAAUUUUGAAAUGUCAGUCGUCCAGCUUGCCAAAGAACUAAUACAACUGAUCAAAGAGACCAAUUCAGACUCUGAAACGGAAAAUUGGGUUGAUUAUGUUAAUGAUAGACCUACCAAUGACAUGAGAUAUCCGAUGAAGUCAGAAAAAAUACAUGGUUUAGGAUGGAGACCUAAAGUGCCUUGGGAAGAAGGAAUAAAGAAAACAAUUGAGUGGUACAGAGAAAAUUUUCAUAACUGGAAGAAUGCAGAAAAGGCAUUAGAACCUUUUCCAGUACAGGCGUCGUUUAUAUAAUCAGGGCAGUUUCCAGACAAAGAAGGAAAUUAUCCUACCUCAAGAAAUGAUAGCAAACGGAGUGACCAAAAUGAAUUGUCCUUUCCAUGUGGAAUUAGAUGCCUGGCUUCCCGGGUGCAAAUCCAGUGCAGGACAUUCCAGUUCAGAAGAGUUUCAGCGUUGGCAAGGAUUUCAAUAUCAAAAUGUUUUUUCUGGAGUGUUCUUCCUCUGCAAAUGAA
This is a messenger RNA of Ochotona princeps (American pika), 1304 nucleotides long. It is a transcript of the gene TGDS, whose product is annotated as TDP-glucose 4,6-dehydratase. Gene Ontology annotation, molecular function: dTDP-glucose 4,6-dehydratase activity. The coding region runs from base 19 to 1086 and encodes 355 amino acids. NCBI's taxonomy places the organism in Eukaryota, Metazoa, Chordata, Mammalia, Lagomorpha, Ochotonidae. The record is from RefSeq and is a predicted model, not a curated record. Gene Ontology annotation, biological process: nucleotide-sugar metabolic process. The transcript is spliced from 12 exons.